Nerophis lumbriciformis (worm pipefish) is the source of this 2899-nucleotide messenger RNA. RefSeq names its product E3 SUMO-protein ligase ZBED1-like. Gene Ontology annotation, molecular function: protein dimerization activity. The record is from RefSeq and is a predicted model, not a curated record. Lineage: Eukaryota; Metazoa; Chordata; Actinopteri; Syngnathiformes; Syngnathidae.
GGGACAUAACUCGAACAGUAGCUUUUUGGAUGACUCAAUCCACUUAUAAUCAAAGUUGGUAGAGGCAAUCAGAAUGAGCUCCUCCUGAGCCACGGUGUGGUCUUGGGUGGUCCCGGAUUGGAGAGCACCGGAGGCAAAGUCCCUCUGCGACGCUCGUUCAAGUCAGAAAGCCAACGUCGAUGUUUGCUUUGCUCGCUAGCAAUUUUAGUUUCAUCUGACUACAGAACUUUCCUCCAGAAUGUCCAUGUGAUGUCAGAUGAAACAAAAAUUGAGCUGUUUGGCCACAAUACCCAGCAAUAUGUUUGGAAGAGAAAAGGCGAGGCCUUCAAUCCCAGGAACACCAUUCCCACCGUCAAGCAUGGUAGUGGUAGUAUUAGGCUCUGGGCCUGUUUUGCUACCAAUGGAACUAGUGCUUUAAAUGGGAAAAUGAAAAAGAAGGAUUACCUCCAAAUUCUUUAGGACAACCUAAAAUCAUCAGCCCGAAGGUUGGAUCUUGAGCGCAGUUGGGUGUUCCAACAGGACAAUGACCCCAAACACACGUCAAAAGUGGUAAAGGAAUGGCUAAAUCAGGCUAGAAUUAAGGUUUUAGAAUGUCCUUCCCAAAAUCCUGACUUAAAUGUGUGGACAAUGCUGAAGAAACAAGUCCAUGUCAGAAAACCAACACAUUUAGCUGAACUUCACUAAUUUUGUCAAGAGGAGUGGUCAGAAAUUCAGCCAGAAGCUUGCCAGAAGCUUGUGGAUGGCUACUAAGGCUGAAACGACGCGUCGACAUAGUCGACGUCAUCGGUUACGUAAAUACGUCGACGUCAUUUUUGUGCGUCGGCGCGUCGCAUAUUUACGUCACACAACUGUCAUGGCGGAGCGCAGAGCAAACGAUGCGAGCGAGGGGAAAAAACACGCCAAAAGUCGUCAAAAGUGUGGGAGUAUUUUAAUAAACGGCCUAAUAAUGUUGUUUUAUGCACACUGUGUCGAGCGGAAAUGGCGUAUCACAGCAGCACAACGGCUAUGAACGAGCAUCUAAAAAGAAAACAUCCGACAGCGUUCUUCCCAUCACCAUCAACGAGUCAAUCAUCCGCCAAACGACAAAGCAGUGUCCAGGAUUUUUUUCCAAAGAGGCAUGGGACUGAAUGCACACCCCAAGUGGCCGCUGACCUGACUGAUGGUGUCCUGGAAAUGAUGGUCAUAGACAUGAGGCCAUUAAAUAUGGUAGAAGACGGUUUCACUCUGGCUACACACUACCAUCAAGAACCCACUUCACUAAGCUUAUGGAGCAAAAAUACACAAAGAAAAUGAAUGAAGUCAAAGCAAUCCUGAAAAAUGUGAAAGGAAAACUGACACUCACAACUGAUGCAUGGACAAGUAUGGCCACUGAAGCUUACCUUGGUGUCACCAUUCACUUUGUUAAUGAUGAGUGGGAGCUUACCUCAAUUAACUUGACAACAAUACCCCUCAAUGAAAAGCACACUGCAGAAAACAUUGCCUCUUGGAUUGAGGAUGUUGUCAAUAAGUUUGAAAUAAACAUAAAACUAGUACAAGUCAUUGUACAUGACAAUGCUGCAAAUGUUGUUGCAGCUUUAAGAGUUCUUGAGGAAAGACAUGGUGUUUCAUCCCUCAGAUGUGUUGGCCAUACUCUACAGCUUGUAGUUAACCAUGCUCUAAAGGACAACCACAUCAGCAGAGCUUUAGGAGCAGCAAGAAGUUUGGUCGAGCACUUCAGAAAAAGUGAGCUAUCCAGUACAAAACUAAAGGUUAAGCAAAAACAAAUGGGUUCUCCAGACCACAGCCUCAUACAAGAUGUGUCUGUGAGAUGGAACAGUUCCUUUUGCAUGAUUAGUCGCCUGCUUGAGCAGAGGUGGCCAAUAACAGCAACUCUGUCAGAUCCGGAGGUCACUCAAAGAGGGAAGCAUUUUCUGGAUCUUAAGGCUGACCAGUGGAGCUUGCUUGAAGAACUUGAACAAGUUCUGAAACCUUUUGAAUGUGCGACUGUGUACCUGAGUGGAGAAUCUUAUGUAACAGUUUCCGCUGUCCCUCUGCUGGUCAAAGGGCUUCGGAAGGCUACACAAACUGCUUUUGAAAAUGCAUCAAUCAAGUGUUUCCAGGUCACUGCUGCACGUGAGAUAACAUCCAGGUGGGAAGCCGAGACCACAUUCAAAGAUGAUGGACCAAAUGUGUGCAUAUUAGCAGCUGCACUUGACCCACGAUUCAGGAAGCUGAAAUUCCUGACUGCAGAUGAGUGUUUAAAAGUUCAAUACAAGCUGCAUGCAAUAGUUCUGGAGGAGAAAAGAAGGGAAAAGGAGACACACGCUCAACAGGGCACAGCAAUGCAAGUGGAAAGACCAGAUGCUGACAGGCGGCCUGUAUCUUUACUAGACACACUUCUUGGCUCAGAUUCAGAUGAACUCAGCAACAAUGAGGAAGACAACAAUGACAGUAAUGAUGCUGAAAUGGUCAGAAACGAGUUAGUGUCUUAUUUUGGAGAAUCCCCCAUUUCCAAGGAUGAAAACCCAUUAAAAUGGUGGAAAGAACAUCAGGCAAGGUUUCCAAAUCUGGCAAUGCUGGCUCGGUCUUACCUCUCAGUUCCAGCCACAUCGACCCCUUCUGAGCGCCUAUUUUCAGCUGCUGGGAAUAUUGUAAACAAGAAAAGAACCAGCCUCACCCCAGAGCAUGUAGACAUGCUAACCUUUCUUCAUUACAACUGUUAGUCACUCACUGGAAUGAGUAGAAUUGGUUAUAGUGUACAGUGUUGGACUGGAUGUUUAUUUUGCACAUUUUAAAAGCAAUACUUAAUGUUUACAGUGCUCCAGAAUAUAUAGAUUGGCACAAAUGUUUACAGUGUUACAGAAUGUUUUGCCAUGUUUUCAAUGUUGACUGAGUAGCCAUACUUUUUUUUUGUAAAUAA